UCAUUAAAUUCACAGUAGCGAGGCAAAAAAGGUUGGAGAAGUUCUCCGUGUUUUGUUCUAAUGAAUGAUUACUGAAGAGGAGCGAGGCAGCGAGAGGCGAUCCUUGGACGACGACGUUGUAGUUGGAAGCAAGCGGCGCCCGUGAUCCAUCGGAAGAUGGCCUAAAUCUGCGAUCUUUGGAUGCGAGGUCGAGGGAUGGGAGAUCUCCGGGAAAUUAGCUUCGAUCUGGCCCAGGGAAGUGACACUAAGGACUGAAUUUUGGAUUUUAUUGUUGUCGCUUCUGAAAAAAAAGGGGUUUUUUUUUGGGGGGAUAGGAUUUUUAAUUUGCUCCCCGGACUUAAAUCGUGAUUUAUUCCUUUUGGAGUUGUAAAAACUGCUUCCCUGCGAAGUAAUCGCCUCGUUAUCUUUGCGAUUCUUGAUGAAUUGCCUGCUUAAUUAGUUCCUUUCGAAUAUCUAUUUUACUAUGAUGUGAAGCAUCUCCCACAGCAUUUGAUUUGAGAUUUAACUACCCAUGAGAAAGAAAACAGAAAAUGUGGAAUCCUAAUUCAAGUAUAUUAUACUUUCAGUUGCUUCCUGGUGAUUUGAGUUCCCUCUAGAUUAUCUACUAAUGGGUGAAGCUGAAGAGACUAAUGGGAUAUAAACAGCAGAUAAGGCAACAAAUUUUACUACAUUGAGAAUUCAGGUGUUUCUAUUGAUGGAUUCAAAAGCAGCGUCGAAGCCCUUUUUGAAACAACAAAGCAAUCAAAUCAGUGGCCAAGUUGUUGAAAAAUCUUCCUUGCAGUUGCCUGCUCCAAGCAGGUUCGUAUUUGAUACAUCAAGAUUGUCACAAUUAUCUGUGACACAGAGCAUUCCGGAGCACAAACUUGCGGAAUUUAUCGAGCAUGAAAGUUUGAGUCAGCAAGAGAAAGUGCCUGCUAACUUUUCAAUCCAGCAGGGUGAUAGUGUUGAGCUGCUUCAGCCAAAUGGGGCAGUGAAGUUGGAGAUUAUGGAAUGCGAUGGAAAGAUCUCGGAGCAGGACAGUGAGAAAGGUUGUUCAUCUUGUGCUAAAGUUAGUGAUGGCACUGGUGGUCCAGCAAAGACCAGUGGCAGUGCAAAAAUAAGUGACCGAACCGAUAGCGGCAAAAGUAGUAUGUGCAGAGCUAGUACAAGCAGUGAAGUUAGCGAUGAUAGCACUUGUAACAGCAUAAGCAGAAGCAUUAGCAAGCCUCACAAAGCAAAUGAUUUGAGAUGGGAAGCAAUUCAGUCUAUUAGGGCUAAAGAUGGGGUUGUUGGUUUGAACCAUUUCAGGCUACUGAAGAAGUUGGGUUGUGGGGACAUAGGCAGUGUUUAUUUGUCGAAGUUGAGUGGAAUCAAGUGUUAUUUCGCAAUGAAGGUCAUGGAUAAAGUAUCUUUAGCAAGUCGUAAGAAGUUGCUCCGAGCCCAGACUGAAAGGGAGAUAUUGCAAUGCCUAGAUCACCCAUUCCUUCCGACGCUGUAUACUCAUUUUGAGACCGACAAGUUCUCCUGUUUGGUAAUGGAGUUUUGUCCCGGAGGGGAUCUGCACACUCUUCGACAGAAGCAACCUGGAAAGUAUUUCUCAGAGGAAGCAGCCAAAUUUUAUGUGUCUGAGGUCCUCCUUGCUCUAGAAUACAUGCACAUGUUGGGUAUUAUCUACCGGGAUCUGAAGCCAGAGAAUGUCCUUGUACGAGAAGACGGCCACAUCAUGCUCUCGGACUUUGACCUUUCUCUUCAUUGUGCUGUUAGCCCCACCCUUAUCAAGCCGUCCAACAUCUCUGAGUCCUCCAGACAUAACAACCCUGUCUACUGUGCUCAACCUGCUUGUAUCGAGCCAUCCUGUGUCCAGCCUUCGUGUGUUGCUCUCUCCCCUCGACUAUUUUCCUCAAAGUCCAAGAAGGUGCAGAAGCAGAAACUUGAGAUCGGAAACCAAUCAAACACACUCCCUGAGCUCCUUGCGGAGCCUACAGAUGCCAAAUCCAUGUCAUUUGUCGGUACCCAUGAGUACUUGGCUCCGGAGAUCAUUAAGGGCGAAGGGCAUGGCAGCGCUGUAGAUUGGUGGACAUUGGGCAUAUUCCUCUAUGAACUUUUGUUUGGCCGGACACCCUUCAAGGGGUCAGGCAACCGAGCCACAUUGUUUAACGUGGUCGGGCAACCACUGCGGUUCACUGAGUACCCAAUUGUUAGCUUUGCUGCAAGAGACCUUAUUAGGGGAUUGCUCGUCAAGGAACCACAACACCGUCUUGCUUACAAACGCGGUGCUACGGAGAUAAAGCAGCAUCCCUUCUUCGAGGGCAUCAACUGGGCCUUGAUAAGGUGUGCAAGCCCUCCGGAGAUACCGAAAACCUUUGAGAUUGGUCAGACACUCCAAGAUUCUGUAUCGUCGGCGAGCCAAAAGGACAUUCCGACAUCCAAUAAGUACCUGGAGUUUGAUGUAUUCUAAUGGAUUUCCUGUUUGAAGCAAAAUGUAGAGUCUCCGAUGGCCUUGUUGAUCUUAGCAUUGUCUUUGCAUUGCUAGUGUUGUUUCAAAUUUAAGUAUAAUGCGGUAUCGAAAUGUAUCUUUGGGUGGUUUCUAAUGAUCAAGUGGAGCAAUUUUCAAA
Zingiber officinale is the source of this 2594-nucleotide messenger RNA. RefSeq names its product serine/threonine-protein kinase D6PK-like. Gene Ontology annotation, cellular component: cytoplasm; nucleus; plasma membrane. Gene Ontology annotation, biological process: protein phosphorylation. Gene Ontology annotation, molecular function: protein serine/threonine kinase activity; ATP binding. Bases 695 to 2437 code for a protein of 580 amino acids. The transcript has 4 exons. Lineage: Eukaryota; Viridiplantae; Streptophyta; Magnoliopsida; Zingiberales; Zingiberaceae. The record is from RefSeq and is a predicted model, not a curated record.